AUGGGAGAAUGGACUAUUCUAGAGCGCCUCCUGGAGGCCGCCGUGCAGCAGCACUCCACUAUGAUCGGCAGGAUCCUGCUGACGGUGGUGGUGAUCUUCCGCAUCCUGAUCGUGGCCAUCGUCGGCGAGACGGUGUACGAGGACGAGCAGACCAUGUUCAUCUGCAACACCAUGCAGCCGGGCUGCAACCAGGCCUGCUACGACAAGGCCUUCCCCAUCUCCCACAUCCGCUACUGGGUCUUCCAGAUCAUCCUGGUCUGCACGCCCAGCCUCUGCUUCAUCACCUACUCUGUGCACCAGUCGGCCAAGCAGCGCGAGCGCCGCUACUCGCUCAUCUACCCCAUGCUGGAGCGCGACUACGGGGCGCGCCGGCUGCGCAACAUCAACGGCAUCCUGGUGCACGGCCACUCCGACGGCGGCGGAGGAGGAGGCAAGGAGGAGCCGGACUGCCUGGAGGUGAAGGAGAUCCCCAACGCGCCGCGGGGGCUGACGCAGGGCAAGAGCAAGGUGCGGCGGCAGGAGGGGAUUUCGCGCUUCUACAUCAUCCAGGUGGUGUUCCGCAACGUGCUGGAGAUCGGCUUCCUGGCUGGCCAGUACUUCCUGUACGGCUUCAACGUUCCGGCCAUGUACGAGUGCGACCGCUACCCUUGCGUCAAGGAGGUGGAGUGCUACGUUUCGCGUCCCACCGAGAAGACCGUCUUCCUGGUCUUCAUGUUUGCCGUGAGCGGCAUCUGCGUGGUGCUGAACCUGGCCGAGCUCAACCACCUCGGCUGGCGGAAGAUCAAGGCGGCUAUCAGGGGCGUGCAGGCGCGCCGCAAAUCCAUAUGCGAGAUCCGGAAAAAAGACAUGUCCCAUCUCUCGCAGCAGCCCAACAUGGGCAGGACUCAGUCCAGCGAGUCAGCCUACGUCUGA
Molecule: messenger RNA, 912 nt
Organism: Engraulis encrasicolus (European anchovy)
Lineage: Eukaryota; Metazoa; Chordata; Actinopteri; Clupeiformes; Engraulidae
Gene: gjd1b
Product: gap junction delta-2 protein
Exons: 2
Coding region: 1-912 (303 amino acids)
Biological process (GO): cell-cell signaling
Cellular component (GO): connexin complex
Molecular function (GO): gap junction channel activity
Source: RefSeq, a predicted model, not a curated record